AUGGCUAAUUCAAUUAGGGGUGUAGCAAGGAGGACGUUGGGAGUGUCAUCUGAAAAUGUCAGUGACCAGAAAGAAUCUUGGUGGUGGACUGAUGAUGUACAAGAAAAAGCGCCUGGUACUAAGGAGGGAGUGAUUGGAAUUUUAAAACUUGCAAAGGCACGUAACAAGAGACGUCAAGAUAUUUGUUCGGUUCGAUAUAUUAAGGAUGAGGAUGAUUGUGUUUUACUUCAUGAUGAUGAUAUUACAGCGAGAUGGGGUAGGUAUUUUUCUGAGAUAUUUAAUGUAGCUCGAGGAAGGGAGAUUGUAUUUGACCAAGAGAUUGUUCAUGUGUCUGAUGGUGAUGCUGGUGCGAGUCAUGAUAUUACUGUGGCAGAGGUACGCGCAGCCUUUGGCAUGAUGGGUAAAGGUAAGACAGUUGGGUUAGAUGAGAUUCCGAUUGAGGUGUGGCAGUGUUUGUCGGAACAGGGUGUACGCUGGUUGAAGGCUCUUUUUAAUGUUAUCUUUCGAAUAUCCAGGAUGCCGAGUGAGUGGCUGUUGAGCGUUGUUGUUCCCAUCUAUAAAAAUAAAGGGAGGUCAACUAUUGAAGUGAUUUAUCUCAUUCGCUGUCUUAUGGAGAAAUAUCCAGAGCGUCGUAAGGAUCUUCGUAAAGUGUUUAUAGAUCUUGAAAAGGCUUAUGAUAGUGUGCCAUGGGCUGUUCUUUGGAGAUGUUUAGCAGCACGAGGGGUUCCAGCGGUGUAUAUUCAGACCAUACAGGAUAUGUAUUCAGCGGCUCCUAUACCUUGGUGUAUGCUUUUUGCCGAUGAUAUUGUAUUAAUCGCCGAGUCUCGGAACGAGGUUAAUGUAAACCUAGAACGGUGGCGUGCAUCCCUGGAGGGUUACGGAUUGCGUCUAAGCCUUCCUACAACUGAGUACCUAUGUGCCAAUUUCAGUGAUGAGAUUCAUGAGGAGGAUGUAGCUGUAUGUAUCGCGGAGGCCCGUGUACCACAAACUAAUACCUUCAAAUACUUGGGUUCUAUCAUUCAGAGUAAUGGUGAUAUUUCAGCGGAUGUGACUCAUCGUAUUUUGUCAGGAUAG
Molecule: messenger RNA, 1074 nt
Organism: Daucus carota subsp. sativus
Lineage: Eukaryota; Viridiplantae; Streptophyta; Magnoliopsida; Apiales; Apiaceae
Exons: 4
Coding region: 1-1074 (357 amino acids)
Source: RefSeq, a predicted model, not a curated record